Durusdinium trenchii is the source of this 891-nucleotide messenger RNA. The record is from the annotation of a GenBank genome assembly. NCBI's taxonomy places the organism in Eukaryota, Dinophyceae, Suessiales, Symbiodiniaceae.
AUGGAGCGCUCGUUCUUGGUCGUGACCUCCCAGCGAACCAGUUGUCCGCACUGCCAGCAGCCUUUGCAGCAGGCAAAGCCAGGCUUGGCACCUGUCUCGCUUUUGCCCGGCCUCUGUCAGCUGGCGACGUACUGGUGUGGCUUUGCCGCCUUUCGUGUACCACGGGACAAGCAGCGGUGCACGUGGAGGAAAGAGGUGGACUUGCCUGACCCGGAUCAUUUCUUCCUCAAUUCACGCCUGGGUUUGGCAACGUCUUGGCUGCGCCGCUGGCGGUACAGAAUGUUUGCGCACAGAGCCAGCUUUCAGGGAGAAGGGGCGCUGCUGCGACUUACAAACACCAACGUCCGCUACCACAUCCGCCAUCAGCUUCGAGACGGUUGGGUGCGGGAGAUCCUCUGCCGGCGAGCUGUUGAAGCUGGUGCUGCCGUGUCUGAUGGUUUGCGCAAGAGUGUCUUGAAUGCGUCCAUUGAGACGCUGAUUGCAACCAAUUGGGCUUGGUACGAGCCACUGAUGUUUGCAAGGCGCCGGGCACAGAUGGAAGCUGCAGGAGACAGGCAGGAUAUCCUGGCUAUUGACGGGAACUGCAAGCUCCACAGACGCACGUGUGGAAUGCCUUUUGCAGAAGUGAUCGCUUCCCCGUACUUGAACAAACUUUUGCUGCGAGGCUGCAGCGCAAUGCCCCAUGGUCGAGACACUCUUUGCUGCAAGCAUGCAGGUGACAGGGACCGCCCACAACAGCCAAGGGCAGGGGAGACAUCGGCUCAAGAGAGCGCUUCACAGUCAGGGAGAUGCGUGUCACCUGGAAAUCCAAAUGCAAGGCCAUGGUGGCUGGCAGCCGGCGUGCACAGUCAAAGAGGAGGCCUUGGCCAAGUACUUUGCCUCCCAAGCUGA